GUGCUGACUGUUGAUUUUCCCCCUUUCCCCUGAGGAACCGAUUGUAAGGCCAGGGACGGUGGUGUCCAGUCGAAGGCCCGCAGAAAGUUAGGCGCCUGCCCUGGGACUCUCGAUGCCACAUGCAAUAUGUCAGAUUAUGAAGAUGACCCUGCAGUAUUUUCCAGUGAUACAUUGCCUUCUGACCUCCGUUUUAUGGCAACAGUUGCCAAUGGAUACCUUGGCACUAGAGUGUAUGGUAAUGUAAUGCAUAUUAAUGGAGUAUAUAAUGGUGCAAAUGGUGACAGCUGUCGGGCAGAUGUACCAUCUCCUGUUAAUGUCAGACUGAGCAUACCUGAUGAGAGAACGUUGAAAGAAACCUACACUUUGAAUACAAGGAUAGGUGUGUUUAGCUGUAUUAUAGAGACACAGAAUUUCAGGAUGAUCCAGCAGAUAUUUGCCCAUCGCACUCAGAUUCAUCUCAUGGUUCUCACCAUAACUUUGGAGCGAUUAACCAUUUCCAAGGAGCAGUGUACAGUCCAGAUAAAAUCGUCGUUUGUUCCCCACAGCCAGAAUAUUGACUUUGUGAGUGGACCAGAUUUCAUGGGAGCAAAGUACAUCCAUGGACAGACUCUUACCCCAGAGGUCAAAGGGGCUGCAAGACAAAGUGUUCACAUGAUCUCAGUGCCACUUCCAGAGUCGCUGACUCUGUUGCCAGAGCAGCAGAGAAACUCCUGGUUAUUUUUGACUGCACUGGCCAGCACAGAAGAGCAAGUGAAGGCGUGUUUUAUGGAAGGACAAAGCCUUAUCCAAUUAGAUCAACUGUACUCUUCGCAUGCAGCAGCAUGGGCUGCAGUAUGGAAGCAGAGCUGUAUCAGUGCUAAAGGCUGCAGAAAGUUAAACAAGGCUCUGUAUGGGUGUCUAUAUUACCUGCUCAGUGCUCUUCCCCCUCUGACAUCUACUGACUUCCACUAUGUAGGAUUAAGUCCUGGAGGUCUCUCCAAUGGGGGUAAAGGAGAAGAUUACCAUGGCCACAUUUUAUGGGAUCAGGAAACCUGGAUGUUUCCAAGUAUACUUGUAUUCUAUCCAGAGCUGGCACGCAUCCUCCUGAAGAAUCGUGUUCAAACACUUCCUGCUGCAAAGAUCAUUGCGGGACAACAAGGAUAUAGGGGUGCCAAAUACCCAUGGGAGAGUGCUGUGACUGGAUUUGAGGUCUGUGACGAAGUUGUUUAUGGACUAAAAGAAAUUCACAUCAGUGGUGACAUCUCAUUUGCAUUUCAGCAGUAUUUUUACAUCACCCAGGACCUGGAGUUUUUCCAGAAGGAUGGGGGUUGGUAUGUGGUCAACAGCAUAGCUGAGUUUUGGAGCAGUCGAGUUACUUGGAACACGUUGGAGGAGUGUUAUGACAUUAAAGGAAUAAUGCCACCUGACGAAUAUCAAUCUGAUGUUACCAAUUCUGCCUACACUGCUGUGGUGGCCAAGUACAGCCUCCAGUUUGCAACAGAAUUGGGAUCACGUUUAAAAGUUACAGUUCCAUCAAAAUGGAUGAAAAUAGCUGAGAAAAUCAAAGUGCCAUUUGACCCUUUGAAGCAGUAUCAUCCUGAGUUUGAUGGAUACAAGUCAGGGAUGGUUGUGAAACAAGCUGAUGUUGUGCUGCUAGGUUACCCACUCAUGUAUCCCAUGAGUUCUCAGGUGCGGAAGAAUGACCUGGUGAUGUAUGAAGGUGUGACAGCUCAGGAUGGACCUGCCAUGACCUGGAGUAUGUUUGCGAUCGGUUGGCUGGAGCUGAAGAAUAUUACUCAGGCUCAGCAUCAAUUCAACAAAUGUUACAGUCACAUUCAGGAACCAUUCAAGGUUUGGAGUGAAAAUCCAGAUGGAUCAGGAGCUGUGAACUUCCUGACAGGAAUGGGUGGCUUCUUGCAGACUGUGCUAUUUGGUUACACUGGCUUCAGGAUAAUGAAAAGCUACCUGUGUUUUGAUCCCAUAAUCCCAGAGGAUAUGGGUGAGCUAUGGAUUACUGGAAUUAAGUACCUUGGAAAUGAACUACAUUUUCAAUUUUCGACACAGCAAGUCACCAUUGUUUUGAUAAGGCCUUGUGGGUUUCAGCACUCGGCCUUGGAAGUUGUUUUAAGCGAUUCAGGAAAGAAAUUUGCUUUAAUCAAAGCAAUCGAUACAUAUCAGUGUUGGGACAGCAAUGGGUGGAAUUUAGUGAAGAUCAUUGGAGCAUGCAAAAAUGGUGGAUAGUCCUAUGGAAUCAUAUGGGAGGAUUCCCAACUGAUUCUCAGCUGCAGUAUCAUCAAGUGUAUGGUGGAAAGGAUGCAAGGUGACAGCCAUCCUCUAAUAGCAGGAGUAAUUAACCUUCUUUCGUCAGCACCUUAAACCUAAUUUGCUUGAACCUCACUAAAAUCUUUAUGGUAAUUUCCUGGAUUUGUAAGAGUCUGCCAUGCCUUCAGAAACCUGAUCUGUAAAAGCUGGCAGUUUACAAAUGGCUUCUCUGUCUUACUGUGCAAAUGGACCUGAUUUUCCGUAGAGUUCCAGGGCUGAGCUCUGAUCCAUCCAAACAUUGGAGCAGGGAGGAGUGCCUCACCUCGAUUUGUCUACAGUUUGCACAACAUUCACUCGGGCUCGCCCUUGUGAGGUGAAGGAGGUCAUUCACUUUCUUCCUGCACUGGACCCAGUCUUGCUGCUACACAUCACAAUUGCUUACUUCCAUUCUACUUCUGGCCAAGCCUUGUGGUUAGCUAGGAAUGUUUUACGUUGAUUGAUUUUAUUGUUGUCACAUGUACUGAGAUACAGUGAAAAGUGUUGUUUUACAUGCUAUACAGACAGACCGUACCGUAUCAAGUGCAUCAGUGUAGCAGAACAGAGUGCAGAAUAUAGUGUUACAGCCACAGAGAAAGUACAGAAAGAGAGA
Molecule: messenger RNA, 2890 nt
Organism: Rhincodon typus (whale shark)
Lineage: Eukaryota; Metazoa; Chordata; Chondrichthyes; Orectolobiformes; Rhincodontidae
Gene: pgghg
Product: protein-glucosylgalactosylhydroxylysine glucosidase
Exons: 14
Coding region: 127-2220 (697 amino acids)
Biological process (GO): carbohydrate metabolic process
Molecular function (GO): catalytic activity
Source: RefSeq, a predicted model, not a curated record